Messenger RNA from Linum trigynum, 831 nucleotides. NCBI's taxonomy places the organism in Eukaryota, Viridiplantae, Streptophyta, Magnoliopsida, Malpighiales, Linaceae. The record is from the annotation of a GenBank genome assembly.
AUGGGUUGUGGAUCAUCUAAACUAGAACAUGUCGGAGAUGUAAUAAUGCUACCAGCAAAGAUACGACCAAUGAUAGUACGAAAAGUGGAGGAGAUUAAAAGGCAUGCCAGGAACUCGAUAGGCUCUGUCACUUCAAGGAAAGAGCUUCUAAAUGACACCAGCGGAUACCAUCGUUGUGACUUCUAUGUUGACAGCAGCAGAGGAUCCUCCACCACCAUGAAUGAUAAUAGCCUCAAACGUUGUGAAAAUGCAUUGUCGUCAUCAGAACAGUGCGAGGAAUUCAAAGAUGCGGUGGAGAAUCUAUCAGAAACACCUAUUAUUGGGUCUCCCAAAGCAAAGACACCAAUAGAGUUUGAGGAUAAGGUUAAUAAGGUAGCGGCGGAGUUUCUUGCUUGGAGCGAGAUGAGAGCUGAAUCAAAGAAUUAUAUGGAGGAAGAGGAGAUAGAGGUGGUAGAGGAUGAAGAGGAAAAUAGUGAAGGUGAAGAUCUUAGACAACGACGAAUAUGCCCCGGGUCCCCAAGUUUCAGGGUGUACUACGUAGAGUCAUUGGCUUCGACAAUCAAGGAUGAUGGCAGCUUUGCAGAGUUGGAUAAUGAGAUCGAGAAUGAAAGACAUAAGGAAGUAGAGAAGAAAAGGGACUCUGAUAUGAUACCAGAGGAACUUGUAAAACACAAAAAGGGGAUAAUGAGAACGAUGAGGAAGCAAGGAGGAAAAUUGAAAAGGGUAAUAAUAACCAAGCCAAAAUCAAUGACCGCCACCAAAUUGCUAAAGGUGCCAUCAUGUGCAGGAAAAUCUACAAAACGAAUUGAAACUUCAAAACCAAAAUUUUGA